AUGGUAAUCGACCGCCUUCGUGAUGGAACCGUUCGCUUCGUGACGGGAAUGAGAGAGGCUAAAAUUCGUCAUUGGGUUCCAAUACUACUACUUUUUGUACUGGUCGUCUACUUAUUCAUGGGUUCCGCUUGUUUUUGGUUUUUCGAGCAUCAUCAACAUGAACAAAAUGUACGGAAAUGGUAUAUGAACCUUGCGGUGAAUAGGAGACAUUUCGCUAGAUCUAUCAGUUCGAGGAUCUUCAACGAUACUCGAAAUUUGCUCAUUAUUAUUGAUAGAGAGCAAACGGAACGAGUUCAGGUAACCCCUGAGAAUCAUAAAUUAAAUAGAUUUUUAUAUUGGAAAAUGAAAUUCAGAGAGUCUUGUAAUUACCUCUAUACGUUGUUAUCUGUCUCGAGGACAGAUUUUUAUCAAUUGCAGCAACUACUAGUCGAGUCACUGAAACGAUAUGAAGAUCGUAUGGAGCUGAAAACGCCUGACAAAAAGGAAUGGACUUUUUUGAACUCAUUCAACUAUGCUUAUGCUUUGCUGCUGACGCUUGGACAUGGAGCAAAAAUCCCCGAAACUAUUUCUGGACAGGUACGAAAGUUGAAAUGA
This is a messenger RNA of Haemonchus placei, 594 nucleotides long. The record is from the annotation of a GenBank genome assembly. NCBI's taxonomy places the organism in Eukaryota, Metazoa, Nematoda, Chromadorea, Rhabditida, Trichostrongylidae.